Molecule: messenger RNA, 2091 nt
Organism: Coffea eugenioides
Lineage: Eukaryota; Viridiplantae; Streptophyta; Magnoliopsida; Gentianales; Rubiaceae
Exons: 5
Coding region: 1-2091 (696 amino acids)
Source: RefSeq, a predicted model, not a curated record
AUGAGACAUCCAGCUGAUUCUCCAGCUUGGCAAACUUUUGACCAUCUACAUCCAGAAUUUGCUAAGGAUUGUCGAAAUGUUAGAUUGGGGUUGGCAUCUGAUGGGUUUAAUCCAUUCAACAACAUGAGUUCUACACACAGUACUUGGCCUGUGGUUUUAAUACCAUAUAACUUACCUUCGUGGAUGUGUAUGAAGCAACCGUACUUCAUGUUGUCCUUGUUAAUACCCGGACCAUUCUCUCCUGGGAAUAAUAUUGAUGUUUAUCUACAGCCUCUAGUUAAAGAAUUGACCGAAUUUUGGGAUUUUGGCAUUCAAACUUAUGAUGCAUCCCAAAAAGAAAAUUUUCAAUUGCAUGCAGCUCUGUUGUGGACCAUUAGUGAUUUUCCUGGAUAUGCAAUGUUAUCUAGGUGGAGCACUAAAGGUGAAUAUGCUUGUCCUGUUUGUCACAAGUUCACUCAUGCUCGACGGUUGACUCAUAGUUUCAAGCAUUGCUAUAUGGGUCAUCGUAGAUUCUUAGAUAGUAAGCAUAAAUUUAGAAAGCAAGCCCAAUUGUUUGAUGGCACCGAAGAAUAUGGAAAGCGACCACCUUUACAAACUGGGGAUAUGAUUAAUGUUUGUGAAAAUAUUUGGGGGACAUUGCUGGAUAUUGAGGAUAAAGCAAAGGACCAUUAUAAUUCCCGCCGUGAUUUGAGAGAAAUGGGAAUAAGAAAAGAGCUGCAUCCCAUUGAGACAGAACCUAGAAAGGUUUACUUACCUCCAUCUUCCUUUGCAAUGGAUAAAAAACAGAAAACUAUGUUUUGCAAUGUGCUAAAAAAAGUGAAAGUUCCAGAUGGUUAUGCAGCUAACGUCUCAAGAUGCGUUCGAGUAAAGCCACCAAGAAUUUCGGGGCUUAAAAGUCAUGAUAAUCAUAUUCUAAUGCAGCAAUUGAUGCCUAUAGCUUUGAGAAAGACUUUGCCAAAAUCAGUGCGCUAUCCUUUGAUUCGAUUGAGUAGAUACUUCAGGCAGCUUUGUUCUAAAGUUAUUUGUCCUCAAGAUGUGGUUCGUUUGGAAAGUGAAAUUGCCGUUAUACUCUGCGAUCUUGAGAAAUGCUUUCCACCAACAUUCUUCGAUGUCAUGGUGCAUUUAACUAUUCAUUUGGCAACUGAAGUGAAAUUAGGUGGCCCGGUGUAUUAUCGUUGGAUGUAUCCUAUAGAGAGAAAUGAAGAAGUGCAUAAGGAAAUUGAAGAGGGUUUAGAUAUAUUCUCUAAAUCAGGACAUCCUUUGGGGAGGGGCAAGGCAACAGUUUUUGAUGCUCAUAUCUUGAGUAAAGCACAUCAGUAUAUUUUAUUUAACUGUGAUGCUGUCACACCUUACAUAGAGCAGCAUCGUAGAUUGAUAGAAGAAUGGCAUCCUCAAGUUCCACAGCAUCUAAAAGAGCGCUUGCACAUCGAAAAUUUUGCUUGUUGGUUUGCUGAACAUUUAGAACUUCCUCAAAAUGUUUCGGUGUUGAGAGACUUGAGGUUCCUUGCUAAAGGUCCAGAUGUUGUUGGAAUCCAACAUGACAAGUAUGUUGUUAAUGGAUUUCGGUUUCACACCAACGAAGUUGAGAAGAAAAGAAAAACGCAGAAUAGUGGUGUUACAGUCAAUGCAACAACAUCCAGUUUUGCAGGUAUAAGGGAUCAAAAUCCAGUUUUGAGUGAACUAGUCUACUUCGGCGUCUUGAAAAAUGUUGUUGAAUUAAUUUAUGGAGGUCGUCGGGUGGUGUUAUUCGAAUGUGAUUGGAUAUCAAAUGGUUCGAGAAUGAAACAAGAUGCUGAUGGGUUUACUGUAGUCAAUUUUGCAAAUGUGAGGCCUCAUGUUGAGCCAUUUAUACUCGCUUCACAAGCAUCACAGGUUUUUUAUGUGGAAGAUCCAACUGAUAAGGAUUGGCAAGUUGUUAUCUCUACCACUGCAAGAGGUGGAUAUAACAUGGGCACAACCAUGGAUGUUGAGACAUAUUUGCAAAGUGAUGUUGGCAAUCCUGUUGUUGAGAAUGAAAAUGAGGAAAUUAGUUGGGUUCGUGAGGAUGGACUUGGGAUUGAAGUUGAUUUGUCCCAAUAUAAUCUGAUUUAG